AUGCGGGAAAGACAGUCUGCCACCCUGCAACGAAGAAGCGUGCACCUUGUUUCCUCGGACUCUCCCAUAGACUUGACUAUAGAUGAUUCUGACGUCGAUAGGCAGCCCCCGAUAAAGAAACUGAAGUCGAAACAUUCCGAGUUCUCUACAAGUCAAUGGCGCUUUGACAACUCCUCCAGAGAGGACCAUGCUAGCACUGCGAGCGUACAGGAACAUAAAACACGCUCAAGAGUAGAGUUGGAGCGUAUUCUUCUCGGAACAGGGCGACAAUCGGGGCACGCUGAUGGCGAAGAGAACUCGAGCGUGGACGAUGAUAGUUCUCAGGACGGAAACGAUUCAGACCCUGCGUUUACUGAACUCCGAGCAAUGUUCUCUCUCAAAACUUCCAAGGGACGCGGGAAAUCGCGUGCCAAGCCCAUGGUUAGGAAGACGAAAGCAGCUGCAGAGGUUGGGCCUAGUGGGGAGACUUAUACACCCUACGAGGUUCAGGUUUUGUCAUUCAUCAAAGACAAUCCUGGGACAAUCCUAAUGAUCGAGAAGGGUUACAAGUUUUAUUUUCACGAAGAAAGUGCGAAAAGCUUGGAAUCGUUGCUUAUACGAAUCGGAACCUUCUCACUGCCUCUAUUCCCGUCCAUAGGAAAGAGGCUCCUCUCCAAAGGUCACAAAGUCGGUGUCAUCGAGCAAACAGAAACUGCCGCCCUCAAGAAAGCGGGCGAGAACAAGAAUGCUCUUUUCGAGCGCAAGCUUACUCAAUUGUACACAGCGGCAACCUAUGUCGACGAGGUUGGUUCUGUCGAUGACCUCGAUAAAUACUCUGCACCACCUCUUUUGUGUCUUGUAGAGAUUGAUAAACCCGACUCUACUGAAGGUGAAGUUAGCAUUGGCAUGAUUGCGAUUUCGCCAAGUACUGGUGACGUUAUUUGGGACGAAUUUCAUGACACGGUCAUGCGCGUCGAGCUCGAGACGAGACUCGUCCACACAAGGCCUGCAGAAUUACUGAUUCCCGGUGAAGGUCUUAGCAAGAUGACUCAAAAGGUUUUGGCGCAUUUUGCGAACGUUUCUCACGACCAACGAAUAAGGACGGAACAUUUCGACUCUGCGCUGAGCGGCUCAGAAGCUUUUGAUUUCAUCACAAACUUCUACACGACUAAAGUUACUGCCAGCGCGGAAGAGCUUAGCCCAGACAAAAUUUUGGCUAUUGUCGCUGGCCUUCCACAACUAGUUGCCAUAUCUUUAGCACACUCCAUCAAAUACCUCUCGUCGUUCAACAUCGCAGAUGCAUUUUUAGGUGUGAAGUUUUUCACAAGGUUCACUGAAAGGAGUCAUAUGCUUCUCAACGGCAAUACCAUCGCAAACCUUAUCCUGAACCAGAGAAUAGAUGCUGUGGAGGAAAUCAAGUCGAGCAAGUCGCCACAGCUAGUGGAACUUUGCCGUGUCCUGAAAAGACUCCCUGACCUUGCCAAGGGUCUGUGCCGCAUCCAGUACGGGAAGUGUACAUGUCAAGAACUCGCAUCGAUUCUUUCGGCUUUCGGCAGUGUUGCAGGUGCAUUCCCGGAACAUUCAGAGGAGUUCGAUUCAAAGCUCUUGAAUGACAUAUUUUCUUCUCUCCCGGAAAUAAGAGAACCGAUAGAAGCCUUAUUGGCUACAAUCAACAUCAAGAAGGCCAAUAGUGGCAGGAAAGACGACAUGUGGACAGAUCCAGAGCAGUUUCCUGCCUUGGACGAGUAUAAGUUGCUAAUCGAAACUGUGAAGUCAGAACUUGAUGAAGAGUUGAAGUCCAUCCGUAGACUGCUCGGAAGACCGUCCCUCACGUGGACGACUAUAGCGGGCAUUGAGUACUUGGUUGAAAUCAAGAAAUCGGAAGAUCGGACGGUGCCCACCAAUUGGGUGGUGGUAUCUGCAACCAAGUUCCUGCGGCGUUAUCACACCCCAGAGAUCAAGAAGUUCAUUGAUGAACUAUCUCGGUAUAAAGAAGCUCUUAAUGCGGAAGCUAACAAGGCUUUUGCAUCAUUCCUCAGUUCUAUUGCUUUAGACCAAUAUUCCGUAAUGCGGGAUGUGGUCAAUAAGUUAGCUAUGGCGGAUUGUCUACUGAGUCUGGCGCAUGUGGCCCACCAACAAGGUUAUGUUCGACCAGAGUUCAUCGAAGAAGAUUUCCUGGAAAUCGUAGAAGGACGGCAUCCUAUGAUUGAGGCAUUGCGAACGGAUCCCUUUGUGCCAAAUACCUUAUACAUAGGAGGUGAUUAUCCCAGGAGUAGCGUCAUUACGGGACCCAACAUGGGUGGCAAAAGUUCUGCUGUGCGCAUGGUUGCUCUCAUCGCAAUUAUGGCUCAAAUUGGUUCCUAUGUACCUGCCAAAGCUGUUAGGCUUGGCCUGUUGGAUGGGGUUUUGAGCAGGAUGGGAGGUAUGACGAAUAUUUUCUGGUUUGUCGUUGUCACUAAUUUCGAUGUUCAUGAAGCGUCUGAUGAACUUGCUCGCGGACGGUCAACUUUCAUGGUAGAGAUGGCACAGACGAGCGACAUACUGCAGAAGGCAACUCACAAAAGCCUGGUAAUUCUCGAUGAACUAGGAAGGGGUACAUCCACUGCCGAUGGGAUGGCCAUUGCAGACGCUGUCCUUCAUCAUCUAGUGGAACGCGUGAAGUGCAAGACAUUGUUCAUCACACAUUAUCCGCUAGUGGCCACAGAGUUGGAAAGAAAAUUCCCUGAGGAGGUGCAAAAUUUGCAUAUGAGCUACACAACGGAAACCCGAGUAAAUGGAACUCGGGACGUAACGUUUUUGUAUCAACUCACCCCUGGCGUUGCUUUGGAGUCAUUUGGCGUCGAGUGUGGUCGCCUUGCAGGUCUUCCCGACGACAUUCUUCAUAUUGCAUCAGAGCGCUCCGAGCUUUGCAGGACUGUCACUGAACAGCGCACACGACGCUCCAGGUCGCUACAUUCUUUUCAUCUACCUUUUUCCAGCUCAACACUUUGA
Molecule: messenger RNA, 2970 nt
Organism: Suillus paluster
Lineage: Eukaryota; Fungi; Basidiomycota; Agaricomycetes; Boletales; Suillaceae
Product: muts domain V-domain-containing protein
Exons: 17
Coding region: 1-2970 (989 amino acids)
Biological process (GO): mismatch repair; mitotic recombination
Cellular component (GO): nucleus
Molecular function (GO): mismatched DNA binding; ATP binding; ATP-dependent DNA damage sensor activity
Source: RefSeq, a predicted model, not a curated record